Molecule: messenger RNA, 1019 nt
Organism: Magnolia sinica
Lineage: Eukaryota; Viridiplantae; Streptophyta; Magnoliopsida; Magnoliales; Magnoliaceae
Product: mavicyanin-like
Exons: 2
Coding region: 315-695 (126 amino acids)
Cellular component (GO): plasma membrane
Molecular function (GO): electron transfer activity
Source: RefSeq, a predicted model, not a curated record
UUCCACCGUCCAAAUUCAUUGAGCUACAUAAGCUCUCUUGAUCGGUAAGAAUUUCGGCUAUGCUACAUCCUUAGUGGAUCCCACCAUUUGGACGUCCAGAUUGACUUACACAUCCCACGUGAACGGUAGAUGAAACACCACAACUUAAAAAUUGAAAAUGAAAUCGUGAUGGUGGUGAUGUUAUUAAUAGUAAUUACAAUGGUAAAUUCCAAUAAUAGGAGAAAACACAGUCAUAUAUUCUCUUGUUUUGAAAGACCAGUUCCUUUAACUUCAAUUCAAGGCCCACCAAUCAUUUCAAUCUUAAAGAAAAAAAAAUGGCAUCAUCGUUUCUGUCUCUCUUCUUAUUAUCAGCCGUUGGUUGUGUCCUGAUCGGAUCAGCAAUCGCAACCGAGCAUCAAGUCGGGGACAAAGCUGGGUGGACCCUCCCCCCAAAUCCAUCCUUUUAUGAGGAGUGGGCCAAAACGAAGAAAUUCGUCGUGGGCGAUGUAUUGGUGUUCGAAUACAAGACAAGUGUGCACAACGUGCUAGAGGUGACGAAGGAUGAUUUCGAUUCAUGCACGCAGUUUAAGCCAAUUGCAAUGUACUACAAGUCGCCGACAAAAAUUACACUGAAGGAACCCGGCCAACAUUUCUUCUACUGUGGUGUCGGUAUCCACUGCGAGGGUGCCCAGAAGCUCGUUAUCAACGUUGAGUAACAGUGAUUUUUUAUUUUUAUUUUUUGGGUGCAUUUGGUUGUAACAAAUAUCAUGAAAUUUCUUGCUAUCUUGCAUCAAAUUAGAUUGGUUGAUGAUUGUAACAAUAACAAGUCCAUGUUUUGGAUUGUAAUUUGCCAUUGAGAUUUGAUAAAAUGUUAAUGGUGACAAUGUAUAACAUUUGAUGAGCGGUUGACAUUUUUUUGUCUCGCAUUUCCACACUAUAACGUGUUUAUUUCAUGUCUCCAAAAACAUGGACCAGCAUAUCAAUGGUCUGGAUCACUAAAUAGUGGGGAUUGUUUGUAAGGAUUGGAAGCUGGAUGUACA